AUAUUCGCUUCUGAAAAUGCCGAUGGAAGUGCCACGUGUCGCAACGCGAUGCGUUCUGUGACAAUGGGGACAUUGCGUCAAAUUGCCGGUGUUGCAGGAGAAUCCGAAUCGGUGAGCGGAUCCUUUUCUUAUACUGGGCCCGAUGGUGUGCAAUACUCGAUCACGUAUACGGCGGACGAGUACGGCUUUCAUCCUCAAGGCGCUCACUUGCCGACGCCGCCUCCGAUACCGCCGGAAAUU
Wasmannia auropunctata (little fire ant) is the source of this 240-nucleotide messenger RNA. RefSeq names its product cuticle protein 3-like. Gene Ontology annotation, molecular function: structural constituent of chitin-based larval cuticle. Gene Ontology annotation, cellular component: chitin-based extracellular matrix. The annotation marks the transcript as partial. Lineage: Eukaryota; Metazoa; Arthropoda; Insecta; Hymenoptera; Formicidae. The record is from RefSeq and is a predicted model, not a curated record. The transcript has a single exon.